AUGGACAGAGUUAUAUACUACCUGGAAUAUCCUCACGUCACAAAGUUGGACGAGGUGGCGGCCCCUAACCUCACCUUUCCCGCCAUCACCUUCUGUAACCUCAAUGAGUUCCGCUUCUCUAAAAUCACCAGGAAUGACCUCUAUCACGUGGGAGAGCUGCUGGCCCUCCUCAACAACAACUACCAAAUAGCAAACCCGCACCUAGCUGAUCCCGAAGUGCUGGCCGCUCUAAAGGAUAAAGCCAACUUUCAAAACUUUAAGCCCAAACUGUUCAACAUGACGGACUUCUAUAACCGCACAGGGCAUGACAUCAAGGAGAUGCUGCUGCAGUGCACCUUUCGAGGGGAGGAGUGCUAUCCGGCAAACUUCACCACAGUAAGUACCCAAGUCUGUGUUGCCCUGUUCGCUGGAAUAUCUGUCAUUGCUCAUUGUCUCAGCUGA
Messenger RNA from Knipowitschia caucasica, 441 nucleotides. Lineage: Eukaryota; Metazoa; Chordata; Actinopteri; Gobiiformes; Gobiidae. The record is from the annotation of a GenBank genome assembly.